Dipodomys ordii (Ord's kangaroo rat) is the source of this 927-nucleotide messenger RNA. Its product is annotated as vomeronasal type-2 receptor 116-like. Gene Ontology annotation, biological process: G protein-coupled receptor signaling pathway. Gene Ontology annotation, molecular function: G protein-coupled receptor activity. Gene Ontology annotation, cellular component: membrane. NCBI's taxonomy places the organism in Eukaryota, Metazoa, Chordata, Mammalia, Rodentia, Heteromyidae. The transcript has a single exon. The record is from RefSeq and is a predicted model, not a curated record.
AUGGACCAGUGCACAAGAUGUGCAGAUCAUCAGUACGCCAACGCUGAGAGAAGCCGCUGCCUGCUGAAAGCUGAGAGCUUCCUGGCUUAUGAAGACCCCUUGGGCACGGCUCUGGCCUGCACCGCUCUUUGCUGCUCUGCACUUACAGCUGCUGUUCUAGGGAUGUUUGUCAAGCACCAAGACACCCCCAUUGUCAAGGCCAAUAACUGAGCCCUCAGCUACCUCCUGCUCAUCUCCCUCACCUGCUGCUUCCUCUGCUCCUUGCUCUUCCUGGGCCAUCCCCACACAGCCACCUGCAUCCUGCAGCACAGCACAUUCGCAGUGGUCUUCACCGUGGCUGUGUCCACAGUCCUGGCCAAGACCCUCACUGUGGUUCUGGCCUUCACGCUCACGGCUCCGGGCAGAAGCACCCGGCAGUGGCUGGUGUCCCGGGCUCUGAACCUCCUCAGCCCCAUCUGCACCCUCGUCCAGGUGACUCUCUGUGGCCUCUGGCUGGGGACCUCUCCUCCCUUCGUGGACACAGAUGCACACUCUGAAUACGGCCACGUCAUCAUUCUGUGCAACAAGGGCUCCCUCACCACCUUCUACUGUGUGCUGGGAUACCUGGGCAGCCUGGCCCUGGCCAGCUUCACGGUGGCUUUCCUGGCCAGGAACCUGCCUGACACCUUCAAUGAGGCCAAGUUCCUUAGCUUCAGCAUGCUGCUGUUCUGCAGUGUGUGGCUCAGCUUCCUGCCUGUCCACCACAGUGCCAAGGGGAAGGCCAUGGUGGCCGUCGAGGUCUUCUCCAUCCUGGUCUCCAGUUUGGGCCUCCUGAGCUGCGUCUUUGCCCCUAAGUGGUAUGUCAUCCUGUUAAGGCCAGAGAGAAAUUCUCUGCAUGGACACAGGGAUAGACCCCAUUCUGGGAGAAACAUAGGCUUAAAAACAUAG